Messenger RNA from Orbilia oligospora ATCC 24927, 462 nucleotides. RefSeq lists its product as uncharacterized. NCBI's taxonomy places the organism in Eukaryota, Fungi, Ascomycota, Orbiliomycetes, Orbiliales, Orbiliaceae. The transcript has a single exon. The record is from RefSeq and is a predicted model, not a curated record. The coding region runs from base 1 to 462 and encodes 153 amino acids.
AUGUCGGCAAUUCGAAACCUCCUCAAUCCUAUCUUUGGCGAAAAAAAGGAAUCUUCUUCCUCUGGAAAAAAGGGACCUACUUCGAAAUGUUCUUGCAAAGCUGGUGGAGUUUGCACCUGUGGCUCGAACUGUACUUGCUCUGCGGAUAAAGACUGCGGGUACAAGAAUAAGAAGGAGUGCACCUGUGGUGACAGCUGUGAUUGCGGAACCGUCAAGGAUUGCGGAUGUAAAGGAAACUCUGAGGACUGUAAGUGCGGGCCUGGAUGCAAGUGUGGUGAAAAGGUCAACUGCGGUUGUCUAAAUGAAGAGAAGUGCGAGUGUGGAGACAAGUGCGAUUGCGGAAAGGAAGAUACCGCUAGUACUACCAUUGCAGGCAGCAGCAGUGCAGCAGCAGCUAAGGGGUGUGGUUGUAAAUCAGGUGGUGCCUGCAAAUGCGGUGCUAUUUGCAAAUGCAAGGUUUAG